AUCGGCCUUCCUGGUGUGGCGCGGAUCAAAGUGUAGCUCUGUCACACCGGGGGAACGAAGAGGAGAGGAGCAGGGGAGAGAAAUCAUGGUGCGUCUAAACCUGAGACAGUCCACUCGCUCCAUCUACCUGGGCCUGGCUUGUGUGUCCUUAACUCUCCACCUUCUUCUGGCCUUGUUUUGCCUCUCUGUCCUCCAGUCCGCCUGCAUCCUUCCCACUUCCUCCUCGUCCUCCGUUCCGAGGAUAGAUCCAGUCUCACACGCCUCCUCUUCCUCCUCCUCCUCUUCUGCUGCUGCCUCAAAUAAACAAGCCAACAGCCGCCAACACGGCGAUUGUCACAAGCCCGGCGUCGGUGGCACGUUUGAAAACGAAGGGAACGACUCGUUCAGCGAGGACCUGGAGAGGGCAAGGAAACUAAUCGGAGUUGGAAAACUGAGCCCAACGGAGAACGGUCGCUCCAAGCUGCAGGAGCUGUUCAAACAUCCUUUAUACAACCUGCCACGCCCGAAACUGCAGGAAGACGAUUGGCUGCUGAGGCUGAAAACAGAUGCGGAGGCAGAGGAGAUAGAAAAGGAAGAAAAAGCGAAUCGAGACUCCGUCACUAGCGACAGCGACUGGCAAAGUGCCAGUGAAGAGGAAGGCUAUGAUAAAGUCACCUGGACCAGAGAUAAGGAGACCCACCCUCCCUGGCUGAGGUUCCACCUGGGCAUCUCUCGCUGGGAGCUGUACGACAGGAAAGACCUCAACCUGGCCCAGCUGACUCAUUAUCUGGCGACGCAGCGCAUCCUGGGGGCCGUUCAAAAGAAAGGGGGCACCCAGCUGAAGCUGCUCGUGUCGUUCCCAAACUACGGCCAGGCUCUGCUCAAACCCAUGAGACAAUCCAGGGAUGCUGAGACGGACGUGAACCUGUUUUAUUUCUCCGACUUUGAGCGACACAACGCAGAGAUCGCCGCCUUCCAUCUUGACAGAGUGCUGGGCUUUAACAGAAUCCCCCCGGUGGUCGGUCGACUCAUCAACGUCACCACAGAGAUCAGAGACGUUACCACUGACGAGAGGCUCUCCAGGACCUUCUUCACCUCCCCAGCCGGGAACGUGUGUUUCUACGGUCAGUGCGAGUACUACUGCUCAUCAGAGCACCCGGUAUGCGGUCGGCCUCACGUGUUGGAGGUGUCCCUCGCUACCAUGCUGCCCGACCUCAGCCUGGCUCCACGCAGGUCUUGGAGGUCACCGUGGAGACGGUCCUACAGCCGCACAAAGCUGGCACAGUGGGAAAAGGACGCCGCUUACUGUGACACAGUGAAGAAGACGCCUCCUUACAACCGCGGCAGCAGAUUGGUGGAUCUCAUCGACAUGGCUGUGCUGGACUUCCUCAUGAGCAACAUGGACCGACAUCACUAUGAGACGUUUGAGGAAUUUGGCAACGAGACUUUCCUCCUUCACCUGGACCACGGUCGGGCAUUCGGGCGACAUUCUCAGGACGAGCCGUCUGUUUUAGCUCCUUUGGUGCAGUGUUGCAGAAUCCGUCGCUCCACCCUCCUCCGCCUGAGGCUCUUGUCCCGUCCUGACUUUCGUCUGAGUGAUGUCAUGCGGGAGUCGUUGGCCCAGGAUCCUCUCACAGCCGUGGCCCCCCUCCUCUCCGAGCCACACCUGUCUGCUUUGGAUCGACGCCUAGCAACCGUCUUGGCGGCCGUCCAGACUUGCCAGGACGGGAACGAGGAUGUCGUUUAUGACGAUUUGGAUGAACACGACGAUCAACAGCUGGGGGGAAAUCCAUGACAAUAAAUUAUAUAUUUUCUAUAUUUA
Messenger RNA from Gambusia affinis (western mosquitofish), 1801 nucleotides. Its product is annotated as extracellular serine/threonine protein kinase FAM20C-like. NCBI's taxonomy places the organism in Eukaryota, Metazoa, Chordata, Actinopteri, Cyprinodontiformes, Poeciliidae. The transcript is spliced from 11 exons. Gene Ontology annotation, molecular function: phosphotransferase activity, alcohol group as acceptor. Gene Ontology annotation, biological process: protein phosphorylation. Gene Ontology annotation, cellular component: Golgi apparatus. The record is from RefSeq and is a predicted model, not a curated record. Bases 86 to 1774 code for a protein of 562 amino acids.